GGAGUCCCGUUUAAUGUCCCACAUUCCUCUCCAGGUCUCAGACAUAAUUCUGUGUCCUGCUGUCCUUGCAGAAUUGUGUUAAGAAUGUGUAAAGAUGGUGUUGACGGUGCGUUUGACUGUGUCUAACAAUAUUAAACACCCGAAAGCUUGUCGGCUCGAAUAAAGCGACGUUUUUACGGAGGAACAUUUCUAUAAAAAAAAGAGAGAGAGAAAACAAUGAGGCCUACCUGUAGAGAUGAGGAACAAGUGUCAAGCUGAGGAACUCAACACACAACAGGCAUGUCCUCACAAAUGCAGGCGUUUUCCUCUCCCUCUGUGUCCUCCAGUGGCCUGUCCCGCUCCAAGAAACUGAAGUUGGAAAACCAUGCAUGGAACGUGAGCAGCCAAUCGGGUGAGAGCAGCUACUAUCAGCACAGCCCGAACCAACCAAAUGGCUCCUCCCCCUCCACAGCUGGAUUCAACCCCAAAUACAACUCCUCCGACCUGGUGUUUCCUCCUCCUGGAGGCUCGCAGGAACAGACAGUGGUACGUGUCGCAGACAGCACUGGCAGCAUCCCGGAGCCUUCAUCCUCCUCCUCAUCCUCAUCCACAUCCAGUCAGCGUGGAAAAGACUCAGGCUCCACCUCUCUGACAUGUGAGGGCUAUCAGAAGCAGGGCAGUCUGAAGCGGAAAAGUGAGGAGGUGGACAGCAGUGACAGUGUGCAGAUUUUGGAGGAGCUGUCGGCUCCUGUGCUUACCAACCGCAUGGCCGUAGGUGGAGGCAACGCCACGGCUCAAUCCAUCGCUCAUUCCACAUCCACCAUCAAAAGCAGCAACUCCCACAGUGAGGGCGACUACCAGCUGGUGCAGCACGAGAUCCUCUGUUCUGUCUCCAACAGCUACGAGGUCCUGGAGUUCCUUGGGCGGGGAACAUUUGGCCAGGUCGCGAAAUGCUGGAAGCGUGGAACUAAUGAGAUUGUGGCCAUUAAGAUUCUCAAGAAUCAUCCAUCAUAUGCCCGCCAGGGUCAAAUAGAGGUGAGCAUCCUCAGCCGUCUGAGCACAGAGAAUGCAGACGAGUUCAACUUUGUGCGUUCUUACGAGUGCUUCCAGCACAAGAACCACACGUGUCUGGUGUUUGAGAUGCUGGAGCAGAACCUCUACGACUUCCUCAAGCACAGCAAGUUCAGUCCACUGCUCCUCAAGUGUAUCCGGCCGGUCCUGCAGCAGGUUGCCACAGCGCUGAUGAAGCUGAAGAGUUUGGGUCUCAUCCACGCUGAUCUGAAGCCUGAAAACAUCAUGCUGGUGGACCCCAUCAGACAGCCCUACAGAGUCAAAGUCAUUGACUUCGGUUCAGCGAGUCAUGUCUCGAAGGCGGUGUGCUCCACCUACCUGCAGUCUAGAUACUACCGAGCUCCUGAGAUCAUUCUGGGCCUUCCUUUCUGUGAGGCCAUUGACAUGUGGUCACUGGGUUGUGUCAUUGCUGAACUGUUUCUGGGCUGGCCUCUGUAUCCAGGAGCCUCAGAAUAUGAUCAGAUUCGGUACAUUUCCCAGACUCAAAGUUUACCAGCUGAGUAUCUCUUGAGUGCUGGCACUAAAACCAGCCGCUUCUUCCACAGAGGCCCAGACUCCAGCUACCCUCUCUGGAGACUCAAGACUCCCACAGAGCACGAGGCAGAGUUUGGGAUAAAAUCCAAAGAGGCUCGCAAAUACAUUUUCAACUGCCUUGAUGACAUGAUGCAGGUCAACAUGACUAACCUGGAGGGGACAGACAACUUGGCAGAGAAGGCUGAUCGGAGGGAGUUCAUUGACCUGCUAAAGAAAAUGCUAACUCUAGACGCAGACAAGCGAAUCACGCCCACCAAGACCCUCAACCACCCGUUUGUGACGAUGGCUCACCUGCUUCACUUCCCACACAGCUCACACGUAAAGUCCUGCUUCCAAAACAUGGAGAUCUGCAAGCGCAGGUGUACCGCCUUCGACAACAAGAACCUGUUCGCCAGCCACAACACCCCCAGCGCAGCUGCCAACCUCACCGUCACCUUCAGCAGUCAACUCAAUCAGCACAGCCAGAUGGCCUCAACGGGGGGCCAGUCCCUGUCUCUUAGCAGCAAUGUCCCUUUACUGAACUACCAGCCUGGUCUGUACCAGCAGGCCACUAUAAAUAUACCAGGCUUGGCUCAGCAGAGUGUGCCAUUGCAGGCUCGCCCUACUCAGCUGUGUGCCCAGACAGAGCCCUUCCAGCAAACCCUCAUUGUGUGCCCUCCUACCAUCCAGGGGCUGCAGACCUCCAAUAAACACGCUGGAUAUCCAGUGAGAAUGGAAAACUCUGUUCCUAUAGUGCCCCAGAACCAGUCCACCCAGCCACUACACAUUCAGCCCAGCAUGCUCACACAGUUCCUCCACACAUCCCUCUAUCCCUUCCCCAACCAGACGGUGGCCUCCCUGCGUCUUCCAGUGGCCUUGGGCUCUCGGCGGCUGGAGCAGAGUGCCACCAUGCUGCAGGGCUGGCCAGCAGGGACCCAGCAGAUCCUCAUUCCCUCUUCAUGGCAGCAGAUGUCAGGCAUGGCCAUGCACAGUCCCAGCCAGCCUGUGCUGUCCGAUUCACCCAUGGGCUCUCUGCUCUCAGACAACACCACACAGCAGAACAGUAGCUGGAGGGGUCGACAUGGAGGUCAGUGCGAUGGGACGCAGCAGUGCUCUGCAGCCCACACGGGGGCAGCCAGAAGUCGAACACAGCAGAGUGGAGCGAAGAGGUCAAAGGUGCGACAUGCCGAGAGCAAAGCCAGACCCACGUCGUCCCAGCAGCCGACUUCUUCAGUAGCACACAGCUGCGGUGAUGCGUCCCAGCCCAUCAUCAUCUGUGACACACCCAGCCCCGCCGUCAGCAUCAUCACCAUCCACAGCGACUCUGAGGAUGAGGACGACAGGAAGUUUCCUCCUGAAAGCUGUAGUGUGCACCAGCGCACAAACGUCAUCAGCUGUGUGACUGUACAUGACUCCCAGGACUCAGACUCCUCCACCAGCACCCCUCUCAGCCCCAAAUGCCUUCCCAACUUCAUUGAGAACAACACUCACUCCAAGUCUCUAGCCGUGGUCGCGCCGUCAAUGAAAACACAGCUCUGGGAUGGAGCGUCAGGAGAGCAAAGUGCUAAUACUUCUGGGAAGUCAAAGAAAAGAAUGGCCUCACAGUCCAGCGACCGGCAUCAGAGAGCAGCAUCGAACCGAUCUCAGCCUCUCAACCUGAGCCAGACGCAGCAAUCAAUGAUGUCAUCCCACGAUCGUGCAGGGGGCGGAUCCCUGAGACGCCAGCCCACCUACCCCCCUACAGGCCCCUCCCACUCCUACAGGCUUCAUGAAACAUCGCUCUUUGGCUCCGCCUCCAGUCUGUACGCAUACCCUGCAUCUGCAGCCCUGGCCUCUGUGUCGCAGGCCGUGGACCAGCUGCACAAUUCAGCCGGUUCCUCCUGUUCCUCUUCCUCUGGCCGGCACACAUGCACCGCCGGGCCGUACUCGGCCUCUCUGAGCCUUCUGCAGAAGAACAGUGCCAUGGGCGUCAUGUGUCCGGCUUCAGCUCCGUACCAGCAACAGCAGCUGUCCACACCGUCCUACCAGCGGUCUGCGGCGUUCCCCCUCAGCCAGAGGAAACUCAAGCAGUACCCGUACCUGUGAGGAGCAUCUGUGUGCGUUGAUGUAUGGAAUAUGCCAGGAUGGUGUCAUGGAUGUUCAUGUGGAAAUGCAGUUUUAACCUUGUAUAUUUAAUUUUAGUGUUUUAUUUUCUUUUAUGCAUUUCAGUGGAGCACGUCUUGCAUUUUAGAUCAUUUCAAACCAUGUCAUUAACACAAAACAUUUGGCUGUUUCUUAAAAUAUCACCUGCAGAGAAGCCUCUGGAUGUCCAGAAGAAACAAAUGUUAAAGAUAUUUUAAAAAAGGCCACUUUUUUUAAUCAUGGAGGAAUUUAAUCUGAUUUGAUUUGGUAAUUAGAGAAUUAUAUUUCUCAAAUAUUUCAGCUGUCUUUGGGAUGUGCGUCAGCAGACAAAGAACAGCUAAAAUUAUAUUUAUAAACCUUUCAUUGAUGCUUGCCCAAUUAUAAAAAUGUGUUGAAAUGAUACAUAAGUGACGUCUCUUUGACAACACUAAAGCAUUCUUUUGGCAGACCCAAAUUUUAUAUUUGGGAUGAUUACGUUUGCAACAUAUUUUUAAGUGACGGCAGCAUGACACAGGAUUUCAUCAUCACUGACUAGAAACUGAACAAGUCAAAAUAUCAGGAGAAAGUCAGCUAAAUAUGAUACACAGCACAGCAGUUUAUAUAUAUCACAUUUAUGCUGAAAUGUAUUUCCUGUUGUUUAUUAUUAUUAUCAAACAGUCCUGUUUACUCAGUAACCAUAUGAAUAUGUUUUGAAAUAGUCUUUUUUAUAUGUAUAAUGUUUAAUAAGUGACAUUUUAUUUCCAUAUACAUUUUUGUGUCAGAGCUGUCUAGUUGCACACUAAAUAAUCAAGGUUUUGCUGUAUAACUUUCACUGUGCUUUAUUUAUUUACUGAAGAAAUGUGGUCUUCUAAUGAGUUGUGUAAAACCUAAAAAUAAUUGUGCUUUCUUUUAAAUCAUUUUAAUUCUCUUCAACUUUGUAUUAUUUUUUUACAUUGGUUUAAAAGUAUCCUCUUGUUCGACUAGCACUUAUGUUUAUGAUUUGAUUUGUAUGUUAUGUUUUAUGAGUGGAUUUGUCAGCGUGAUUUGUCAGGAUGGUUACUUGUCAUUUGUUCUGUAAUGUUAUCAGCAAAACAUGAUGUGUCUAAAAGAUGAUGGUGUGUGUGUGUGGGGGGGAGAACCUGCCCUGUUUGCACAGUGAAAUCAGAGCAGAAUCUCACAGAUUAUCAGACUAUUUGGUUAGCACUUAAACAGAUGGUUAACAUGUUAGCUGUUCAUCUCAGUU
Molecule: messenger RNA, 4906 nt
Organism: Carassius carassius (crucian carp)
Lineage: Eukaryota; Metazoa; Chordata; Actinopteri; Cypriniformes; Cyprinidae
Product: homeodomain-interacting protein kinase 1-like
Exons: 17
Coding region: 280-3648 (1122 amino acids)
Biological process (GO): smoothened signaling pathway; intrinsic apoptotic signaling pathway in response to DNA damage by p53 class mediator; peptidyl-serine phosphorylation
Cellular component (GO): cytoplasm; nucleus; PML body
Molecular function (GO): protein serine/threonine kinase activity; protein tyrosine kinase activity; ATP binding
Source: RefSeq, a predicted model, not a curated record